AGCACAUGUGCCAGUAAAGUGCAAGUACAGUUGCCACACUACAGGAGAGAAACUGCAAAGAAAGAAAGAAAGAAAGAAAGAAAGAAAAAGAAAGAGAGAGGAAAAGAAAAAAAGAAAACUUUCUUCUGUCUGGAAACAGAAGGAGCUUGAAGACAACGUGUCAUCACCAUAAAUAAAGAUCAUUGAGUGGAAGAGCUCAACUCAUAGCGGCCAUGGCUCCCAGCUUGGAACAGGCAUACAGGAGGAGGUGGUGGAUGGCUGUCACAGCAAUUAUAGAGAACCUGCUAUUCUCUGCCGUUCUGCUGGGCUGGGGAUCACUGCUCAUCAUGCUGAAGAACGAAGGCUUCUACUCUCAUCUUUGUAUUGAAAAUGAGACUGUCAACACCAACAUGACUUCCAUGGAGACUGUUGGCUGGCAGAGUUGUGUGGAGCAAGAAGAGAUGCUGAACCUUGGCUUCACCAUUGGCUCCUUCCUCCUAAGUGCAGCUACUUUACCACUGGGUAUUUUAAUGGAUAGAUACGGGCCACGUCCAUUGAGGCUCAUUGGCAGUUCAUGUUUUGCAGCCUCGUGUGCAAUGAUAGCUGCUGCUGCAUAUGACCCUGAAGUGCUGUCUGGCCUCAUCUUCCUUGCUGUCUCCUUCAACGGCUUUGGAGGAAUCUGCCUGACCUUCACCUCACUCACACUGCCUAACAUGUUUGGGAAUGUACGAUCAACCAUCCUCUCCCUGAUGAUUGGCUCCUACGCCUCUUCAGCUGUCACCUUCCCUGGUGUCAAGUUGAUUUAUGACCUUGGUGUGUCAUUCCGCACCAUCAUGUGGGUUUGGUCUGGAAUGGCCUGCCUAGUCUUCAUGAACUGCUUCCUAAACUGGCCUGCUGAAUCCUUCCCUGCGCCUGAAGACGUCAGAUACAUUAAAAAAGUGAAGCUGGAUGGAGUUGUGACAGAGGACAAGAUGACUGGGGACAGGUAUGUCACCCAUGUGACUGUAAUGGAAGACAUGAUGGGACCUAAGGAGCCAGAAACCAUGCAGAAAGACUCCAAAAGCACAACCCAGGGCUCAGUGCCACUCUGUCAUUCUAUCUGCUCUCCUAUCCUCCUUUGGAGUCUCAUCACCAUGUCUAUGACCCAGCUGAGGCUGAUCUUCUUUAUGGGUGCCAUGAACAAGAUGCUGGAGUUCCUGGUCACCCACGGCAACCCCAACCCCUCAGAAGAGCUGCAGAAGGACGUGGAUGAACAAGUUGGAUUCUACUCCUCUAUCUUCGGUACAAUGCAGCUGCUGUGUCUACUGACCUGUCCUCUGAUUGGCUACAUCAUGGACUGGAGGUUGAAGGAGUGUGAAGAGGAAAAUGCAAAUACACAAACAGAGAUAAGCCAAUCAGACCGCCCAAAAAGAGACAGAAAGAUCCAGAAACUGACCAAUGCCAUGAGAGCUUUCAUCUUUACCAACAUCCUAUUGGUCAUCUUUGGAAUAAUUUCCUUGAUUGACAACCUGCCCUUACAGACGGUGUCGUUUGUUCUCCAUACCAUAGUGAGAGGAUUUAUCCACUCCUGCUGUGGAGGUCUCUAUGCUGCUGUGUAUCCAGCCAACCACUUUGGAACACUGACAGGCCUGCAGUCAAUGGUCAGUGCUGCUUUCGCCUUACUUCAACAGCCACUUUUCAUAUUGAUGGUGGGACAUCUCAGAGGAGAUCCUUACUGGAUCAAUUUGGGCCUUCUCAUCUUCUCUCUGGCUGGUUUCCUGUUGCCAGGCUAUCUCUUCUUUCACCGUAGAAACCUGAUCAGGGCAAAUGCAGAGCAUGAUAGGUUGGGUGCCAGCCAUUCAGACAAAGAGAAUUCUCCUCUCACCCAAUCAGAUAGUGGAACUGCUAAAAGCCAGGCCAAUGGGCAUGCGGCUAAUGGAUACACCCUGAAUGGAUAAACUGACUGAUACCAGUGAAAUGAUCAGUUCAUAGAACAGUGUUUUUGUGAUUACUGUUCAGUGUAUAAAUAUUCUGAGGAUAUAAAUGGUUUGAACACUAUGACAUCAUCACAAAAACACACAUAUUGAGCACAUUUUUAUUUUAUCCUUAUUUAAAACAAGCAAAACACAAUUUGGCAAAGUUCACAAAUGGGAUGGAGUAUAACACGAAUGUCAAUCUUUAUCUGACAUGUAGAGGCUCAGUGGUUAGCACUGGGCCCUCACAGCUCUGCUCCUUCCAGCCUGGAGUUUACAUGUUGUUCUCUUUUUCAUGGGGAUUUUGCUUCUCCAAAAUUCCCUCUUCAUUUUGUCCUGAACAUUGUCCCCCUGUGUCCACUUGAUCUGGACGGUUGAAACUUCAUUUGAACCCCAGAUAAACAGUUGAACGCAUUUUAGAAAGAAAUAUUUAAGGAAAUGCAUGUUCAUAUGGAAUCUCAAAAUAAAGAGAUGUUUAGAGUGAAACUCUAACUGGAAAAAAAUACAUACAUCUAUAUAAUUUUGAAUCUUAUGAAUGAAAAGUAGAAUCAUUAAUAUUGAAGCACUCAGGGAUUUUAUCCUUUGUCCAUUGAGACCAGGAGCUAAAUGUUCCUGUUGCUCCAAACUUCAGCUCCACUAACUGCCAUUAGGUUCUUUUACAGUGCAGUCCCGCAAGUCCCCCCUUAGGGCAUUCAUAGUGAUCCCGGGAAGGUGUGAUAUUCAUGCCAAUUCAUAGUGCAGUCCGGCAUCGUGGAACGAGGUGGGAGGAGACGAUAGUGACGUGACAGAGCAGCAGCAGUGCUGCACAUUAGCAUAGUGCUAAUAUGCUACACAGUUAGUUCUGUAGCAGUACAGUGUGUAUGUGUUGCAGCAGUAGUAUGUGAUCAGUUAGCGACCUCCCUUUGUUUACAACAAGCACCAGACACUGUGCACAGUUAGCGGUGCCGGUUUGUUUACAACAAGCACCAGACGCUGUGCACAGUUAGCAACGGUGGCUGCAGUUGUUGUACAUGCUGCUUAACAGUGAUUCGAUGACUGUCGGACAAAGUAUGAGGCGUGUAAGACGUCAUGCGCGACGUCAAAUAUUCCGCCUUGCCGGGAUGCAAUUAACCUAUGGGUAAGCCCCGCCCCCUCCACUCACUCGGACAAACAGUCAACAUUCGGUGACAGGCGCUAUGGCAGCUGUCACAGUAGGAGACAUUUUACAGGAGGCAAUUGAUAAUUUUUGGAGAACAAGCCUUUUUACCAUCUUUACCAAGAGUACCUCUCCGUUAGUUUGGUGCUGCGUUGUUGACCUACCUUAGAACAGAUGUAGACAUCCUGGUUAAUUUUAUCCACCUUUAGUUGGUGUUGAGGUCUACCGCAUAACUUUAUCCAGAACAGACACUUAUCUGGGUUGAGAUGUGGCUUGGGAAAGGGUAGAAAAUCCAUCCCGUGGCACAGCGUUUGACCAUUUUAAACUAAAAAUGUCAAGAAAAAACGAAUGAAAACUGACCAACUCCAAUGCAUUUCAAUGGAAGCAGAGAAUGUCCAAGUGUAUUGGGUUAGCUAUGCGCACUGUGAUUGGCUCAUCGCAUUUGGGGGCGUGGCUUAGCCAUAGGUCAAUUCAUAGUGGUCCCACUCCCAACAGUCCUACCAAUUUUCUGCCACUCACUUGAUCCUGGCAUCCCGCUUCUGGCGCUUUCAAAGUGCAGAUGAGAUGUUAAGGGGCCGUAAAUGUAGCGGCUAAAAACGGCACUAUGGAUAGCAGUAACACAGUGUGGCUUUAUUUUCUGAUGUUAAGAUAAUGCACCCAAAGAAAAGCAGCACCGCAGCCACACUGGUAUGAACAUACAGAAUAUGACAGUAUUGACUUAGUAUUUUCUACUCUCGUGCAUAUUCUGCUAAACGCAGAAUGCUCACAUGAAAACAAACAUGAAAUGUUUGGGUUUAUCUGACUUUAUGAAAUUAACAUGAAUGCUCAUUGCUAAGUGCAACAAAAUAAGGGAGGAUCUUUUCUCUCCUGAUUUUAGCUUGUGUUAACAUGGGACUUUAGGUUAGAGUUGUAUUUGCACAACUUUGGUAUAGUUCUGUCCAUGAUGAUCUGACAUUACUACGACUGUAACAGCUGUGAUUAAAUCAUUUCACAGGAUUAUUUUAAUUUAAAUGGAAUACUGUGAGUUAAUAUUCUGUUAACAACAUAGAUUUUUAGUCCGAAACCUUUGAAGGUAAUUUGAUAGAAACAUAAAACAGCACAAGUCCAAUUUAAAUCCAGUUUUAUUUGGACUUGUGCUGUUUUAUGUUUUUGUCCUCAAAAUGAAGAAAAAAUAAACCGAGACAUUACUCAAAGCAGGAAACAGACUUUUCUAAUUUUUGUACAUUUAACAAGAUCUCUCAACUGUCUGAAGCUGUCAGCUUGUUUUUCUCUACACUUUCACCUGUCACAUUGUCAGUUUGAUAUAUGGUGCCUUAACAACAGCUAUACUGACAGUCUCAUAGCAACCAUCGUAGCACCUCUGUGAUAUUUGGAUUCGAUCCUAUAAAUGUUGAUUGCAUUAAAAAAAAAAAAGUAAAAGUUUUUGAAAGUUUCAAACCUCAGAGACUCAUCCUCACCUGUGCAGGCACAGCUAAGGAGUUCAUACAAGACUAGUGUAAUAUUGUACUUCCUAAAGCUAAAGCUGCUUUAUCUUAAUGUUGCACAAAGCCUUCUUGUUACUACUUUCAGCCUGAGAGGACAUUGUGGCCUCCAGCAUGUAUAGUGUUAAUACAGAAAUGUUCAAUGAGAAAUUGUAUUUAGUGAUUACAUGACGAUAUGUGAAAAAGUUAAAAUGUGUGUUUGGAUGUGUGACUUGCUUCGGAAGUGCAAUCUGCUCAUGUUUGAGCAUGCUGAUUUAAAGCCAACAUACGCACAAACCAAGGAGACAGCUUGAUUAAAAAUAAUCUUUUCUCCUGUGACAAAGGUCUAUAGAAACACCGAACAGAAUAUACAGCAGAACAUACAAAGUAGGAAGAAGCUGCUACAGUAUGUAAAUGAUCUAAACUUGUGUGACCCUGGGAGGAGAUUAAACCCAGAUAAACUAGAAUUAUCCUGUUAUUCUCCCAGAUUUAAGUCAAACUCAUGUAUUGAUUAUUUCCUGAUUUCCAACUCUAUGCUCCCCUCUGUGAUAGAAUGUAACUAUGGCCCUGUUUACACAAGGGCUAAAAACAACAAAAUAUUUAAUCAGAAGUGCCUUUAGUUUAGACGGUGACGUCGUUUUUGGGGCAUAAAAAUGCAAAAAAGUGAAACCAGCCUCCAGAGUGUAAAACUGUAAUCCGCUCCGCCGUAGCGUGUCCGUCUACACUGCCAAGACACAAAACUCUGCUCAGAUCUGCUCACGUCACGUACGCGUUUACAUCACAUACAUGCUCCAGUACAGGGAAAUAAACAAACAUGUGGGAUUAUUUCCAUAUGUCAGACCUUCAAGCUGCUCUGGCAGCUCUAAUAAACUUACAGGAGUCUUUCCACCAAAUGUACAGGAUAUGUACAGAUAGUAUUAGUGAACAGAGAAGGAUCUGGAAUGAUCUCUAUCACAUUUUGGAUGCACCAAUUGGUCAGAGGCGAGCCAGACGGCUUUGGACGAGACCUGGGAGAUCUAGUGGUUGGUGGAGAACUUUGUGGAAGGAGUAGCUGAUGAAAAUACGUGGCGUGAAAACUUCCACAUGCCCAAAGAUGCUCUUAUGGCACUAAGUGAUGCCGCCUGGCAUGCAUACCCAAUCCAAUUCACACACUUUAGCCUCACCGUAUGCACGUGAAACGUAAAACGCUCGUCUAAACGCAGAAUAAAAAGUGAAGACGCAACGCCACUUUUGCGUCUUCUGAUCAGACCGUCAUCAUGUAAACGUAGCCUAAAACAGUAUAUUACUGCCAGACCACUCGCCUACUUUACUUGAAGAGCCCAGGGGGUAAUUAAAGGCACUCCUAGAUGGAGAUAUCAUCCCAGAUGGCUUACCAAUUUGAACUUUCUACAGUUUUUAGAGGCACAAAUUGAGUCCUUCUUCAAUACAAAUACAGAUGAAACCUCUGCUAUUGUCAGAUGGGAGGCCUUUACGGCAUGAUCAUAUCUUAUACCAAUUCCAUAACAAACAAACUCAAGUUGAAAAUGAAUGAGCUUGACCACAAAAUUAGACAAUUGGAAAGAGAGGCCUUUCUGGAUAGCUCAACAAAAACAAAACAAGAAUUAACGUUACGUAAAGCCCAAUACGAGGAAUUGUCCACAUAGAAAGCAGAAAAUAAUUUAAUCCGACUCAAACAGAGUUAUUAGAGGACCAAGGUGAAAAACAGGGGAGAUUGUUGGCUUGGCGAAUAAUGAAAUUGGAUGCAGUGGUGCAAUAUCAACAGACCCUCAGGAAAUGAAUGAUACUUUAUCCAGCUACUAUGAAAUAUUAUAUACAUCUGAAUACUCAGAAAAUUUGGAAACACAAUCUAAAUUCCUGGACAGUCCAUACCAUUUCAAAGGACAUAUGGAUAGGGAACAAGAUGUCACAGAAAUUGCCGAUGCCAUUACCAAUAUGAGGGGCGGUAAAGCUGCAUGGCCAGACGGCCUCCCAGUUGAUAAGAUCUUUAAAGAUAAAUUAAUUCAACCUCUUUUAGCUAUGUAUGAGGAGGCCUUUAACAAAGUCGUCUCCCAGAAUCCCUGAGGAGUGCGCUGAUAUCACUUAUUUUGAAACCCAAUAAGUCCCAUACUAAUUGCACAUCAUAUCGGCCUAUUUCACUGCUCAAUACAGACAUUAUUGCUAAAGUAAGGGCUAGAAGACUGGAAUCGGUGCUUCAGAUUGUUAUCAAUUUGGACCAGAAUGGUUUUGUGAAAAACCGUCAAGCCUUUCAUAAUGUCAGAAGGGUGCUGAAUUUGAUACAUUCGAGGGAGGGAACCCCUGACACUGCCAUUCUAUCAUCGGAUGCUGAAAAAGCCUUCGAUAGGGUGGAGUGGAGCUAUUUAUUUGAUGUGUUAUCACGCUUUGGCUUUGGUAACUACUUCUGAAAAUGGAUUUUGACACUUUAUACUGACUCAGAUCUGGCUGAGGUACCUGUCAGGGGUGCCCUCUCUCGUCAAUGCUAUUUGUUUUGCCAAUGGAACCAUUUGUGAGAUCACACACCUCAAUUUCAGGUAUAAAAAUAUCGGACACCAAACAUUGUAUGCUGAUGACACCCUCUUACUUCUAACAGAUUUAAAUAAUUAAAUUAGUUAUCUUGUUAACUUAAUUGGCACAUUCUGAACAUUUUCAGGCUUUAAAGUAAAUUAAACAAAAUCCUCUAUCAUGUUUCUGAAUAAGCAGGAGCGAAUAAGUCCAGUGAUAAACCACAAUUUCAGUAAUGCAGUAAAUGGAUUUAAAUAUCUUGGUAUUACCAUUACCCCAACCAUCAAGGAUUUAGUAUCCUGUAACUAUGAUCCUGUAAUUUUCUCAGUAACUGAAUCCAUGAAUAGUUGGUCAACAAUGCCAAUCUCCCUUUUAGGAUUUUUUUUUUUAGGAAUAUACUACCUAUGUUUUUAUAUCUAUUUCAAUCUAUCCCUUUAUCACCACCACCACACUACCCUACAAAACCUAACUGCAGUAAUUACAUUUUUGUAAUUACUGCAGUUAGGUCAAAAUCAAAAUUGAGUUAUAACUAAAAAAAAAAAUAGAACUGCUUGAUGUUUGUUUUAUCAUGUGACAAAGUUUUAGAUUUCAAUUUUGCUUCAUUUCAGAUAAAUAAUUAUAUAAAAACCACAAAAUCCAACUCAAAACCAAGCAGUAAUUGCAGUUACCAUAGUCUGCUUUGGAUAUAUAUACUAAUUUAAACAUAAAAAUAAUAGAAAUUAUAAUUUUAUUUUAAAGGGAAAUUAUUAUCUAGAUAGUGAUGAAGAUAAAAAGUGAGAUAAAAUGAUAUUAAGACUAAAAUAUAACAUUUCUUGAUAUUAAGUCUAAAAUACACAAAUCUUGGAAUAGAGUUGUUAAACACUUUUAACUGCACUUCUAACAAAAUCAAUUUGAAAAUGUUUAUUCACUGAAAAAUAUAAAAGCUGAAAGAAGUCAACAACAUUGUAGUUACUGUAUUACUAUUAGAACCUUUUACAGCAAGACCAGAGUGCAGUAGCUACAUUUUUGGGGUCAAAGGUCAAAUAAAUCAUCAUGAUUCUUCGCAUAAAAAUUACACCAUCAAUACAUGUAGAAAUAAAUGUCAUAUCACUUAUCUAUAAAUAACCAAUUUGGCUGGCAGGUUAAACCACGUCAAUUUUACCUUUUGCGUAGUUACUGCAGUUAGACUUUGUAGGGCAGAACAGUUCUUCUCAAAAAUGAAGCAAAUAUUUACAAAGUUUAUUUGGAAUAACAGACAAAAAAUAAGCAGAUGUCCCCUUGAUCCACGAUAUUUCUGAUUAGGUAGUUCUUCUUAGAAAGCAGCUUUUAUUUUAGACUGUUUCACUUGUUUGAUAGAAAGAUUCCACGGCUUUUGCUUGAUUUCAAACAUUUUAAGAAAAAUAUUGUACAUACAGAUAAAAUUAUUUGUAUCUGUAUCAAGAAAAGUACACUAGUUUAUAGUAUGACUUUGCUGGUUUCAAGAAAUAUAAUGCCUCUGUAUAUCAUCAUGUCAAGAUGAUGGCUCUAGCAUUUAUUUAUUAUUAAUUCAAUAAUAUUUUUCAACAUUCAGAGAAAAUAGGUCACAUGUAUUUCAUUAGAAUCAAGAAAAAUGCACUCGAUAUUAGUUACAAUACACAUAUUCUAAGGUAUUUGUGGGUUCAUUGAGAUUAGAUAUGUUUUACUUGUUUUGGAAAGUCUUGACAAGCCAAAUUUUAUUGUUCCAUUGGCAGAUAAUUUUACUAUUUUUAAGCAAAAUAUACCUAUUUUAAAAUAUUUUUUCCCCCUUGUUUUUGAGAGCUGUUUUUUUUGCAGUGGACAUGUGUUCGAGCUCAACUUCUAACAAUAAAUACUCAUCUCAAACUGAUUCAAUAUAAUUGGAUUAUGAGAAUUUAUGUUACUCCAGAAAGACUGAAUAAGAUGAAUCCAAAUAUUGCUGACAGCUGUGUUAAAUGCAAUGUUGAAAAGGCACCUUAUUUCAUUGUCUGUGGGACUGUCCUGGAAUGAAGUUAUAAAAUGUAUUUCUCAGAUGACCUCAAAUCCAAUACCUGACUGUCCCAUACUUUGCAUUCUUAAUUUGUAUCCAAAGGAUUGUAUGUUAUUGUAUUUCUUUCCUUUAACUAUUUAUUGUUCCUUGGGGGUGGGUGGAGUGGAUUCCUUAUAGUUUGACUGUUAAAUGCUUUGUCAAAUGUAUUAAAUUAUAAUUUUGUAAACUGUUAAAACUCAAUAAAUACACGUCUAUUAAAAAAAGAAAGAAUACACAGCAGGUGAACCUUUAAAUAUACAACAGAAACACUGGCCAAAUUCAGUAGUCUGCAGGCAACUGGACAUUAUAUGCUUCACCAAGGUUGUAUUUAUUGUGUAUUGUUGCAUUGGCUUACAUUUGCAUACUGUGUGUUGUUAUUUCAUUGUUUGUUAGUGGUAAUUAAAUUCAUCAUCCCUUAUUUUGGAUCAAUAAGAUAAAAUCAAGAUGGAAUGUAAUUAUUUUUGAAAACUUAAUGACGAGGGAGAAUGCAAUUUAACAUAAUUGUUUAGUGUAAAUACAUUUUGUGUUAUAUUUGUUUCCUGAUCAAAUUGCAUUGAUUUGCUGUGUUCAAAUGUGAAGAAUAAAAUUAAAUAAAAGCAUUGAAUGACAUUCUCUUGAUGUUAUUGUU
Molecule: messenger RNA, 9655 nt
Organism: Centropristis striata (black sea bass)
Lineage: Eukaryota; Metazoa; Chordata; Actinopteri; Perciformes; Serranidae
Gene: slc43a1b
Product: solute carrier family 43 member 1b
Exons: 15
Coding region: 213-1916 (567 amino acids)
Biological process (GO): neutral amino acid transport; transmembrane transport
Molecular function (GO): L-amino acid transmembrane transporter activity; neutral L-amino acid transmembrane transporter activity
Source: RefSeq, a predicted model, not a curated record